Molecule: messenger RNA, 813 nt
Organism: Larimichthys crocea (large yellow croaker)
Lineage: Eukaryota; Metazoa; Chordata; Actinopteri; Sciaenidae
Gene: agr2
Product: anterior gradient 2
Exons: 8
Coding region: 128-628 (166 amino acids)
Cellular component (GO): endoplasmic reticulum
Source: RefSeq, a predicted model, not a curated record
AGGGACCGCAGCGCAUGCAGGUGUUUAAAUACGGGACAGGUGAGAGUGAGAGGUACGGCAGAUCCUGGAGCUGCGGUCCACACACAGUCCUCACCUGACUUUAGACGGGAACAGUAACCCUACAAAGAUGAUCAAAGCAGCGUUGUCGGUACUCUUGGUCCUGGUGGCCAUCUCCUCCGCCUUCGGGAAAUACAUCCCAAAGACUGGCAAGAGGAUCCCUCAGACUCUGUCCAGAGGUUGGGGUGAUCAGCUGAUCUGGGCUCAGACUUACGAGGAGGGUCUCUACUGGUCCAGGUCAAAAAACAAGCCUCUGAUGGUCAUCUUUCACCUUCCGGACUGCCCACACAGCCAGUCACUGAAGAAGGCAAUGGCCGAUGACGUCGAGAUCCAGAGGACUCUCGAUGAGGAAUUCAUUGUCCUCAAUCUGAUGUAUGAAACCACAGACAAACAUCUGUCUCCUGACGGGCAGUAUGUUCCCAGGAUCCUUUUUGUCGACCCUUCAAUGACCGUGAGGGCCGACAUCAGCGGUCGUUACUCCAACCGCCUGUAUGCCUAUGAACCGACUGACCUCAAGCUCUUGGUCACCAACAUGAAGAAAGCCAAGAAGCUCCUGAAGUCUGAGCUGUGAACACGAGGACGAGACACUCGCUCGAUUUAGGGGCCCUCAUCCAGAGUUUAUCGUCACCGCAGGCGGCGGUAACGCGCCGUCCCUUCAGUUUACACGCCGAGUCCUGAUUCCUGAUUCUUACCUUUGUUAUUAUUGCUGUACAUCCACCAUGUCUUUUAAAAUAAAUAUGGAACUUUUCAUUCAUA